Molecule: messenger RNA, 1914 nt
Organism: Iphiclides podalirius (scarce swallowtail)
Lineage: Eukaryota; Metazoa; Arthropoda; Insecta; Lepidoptera; Papilionidae
Source: the annotation of a GenBank genome assembly
AUGGCGCAGCGAGGCGGGGGUCUGCGGGGCGGCGGGGGCGGGGGCGGAGACACGCAGAGGGCGCUCGAUGAGUUCGAGCAGAUGGCCGGGCUGCGGGGCCGCGCGGCCUACGUCCUGGAGCACCUGGCCACCUUCACUGUCACCAGGGAGACGGGCAUCGUGUACCCGGCCGACGGAAUGCGUAGGCUACUGCAGCUAGAGAAGACCAACGGAAUAUGGAGUCAAAAGAUGCAGUUAUGUUUAGAGGAUCAGUGGGUGCUUGUUAUGGACUAUGAAACAGGGUCCAUAAUGGAGCGGUUCCCGGCGUCGUACGUGCACUCGCCGACGGCGUUCACGUCGCCCGAGCCCGGCGAGCUGUACAACAACGUGCUGGCGUUCGUGGUGGGGGCGCCGGACGCGCGCCGCGAGCUCCACAUAUUCCAGUGCCACGACGUCGCCGCGCAGGCCCUCGUCGAGGAGCUCAACGCGCUCAAGGGUGUCGGUAGCGGCGCGUCAACGGACGGUGGUCGGGACUUCAUCAUAGAACGAGAAAGAGAGAGGGAAAGAGAAAAUGAGAUGGAAAGACCACGACGACAGCAAAUGUCGGCGCAGCUGGGGCGCGGGGAGCGCGCCGGCUCCGGGGGCGAGAGGGACGACGCGUCGUCGACGGGCUCCGAGCGGCUGUACGAGCAGGACAUCGCGAUCCUGAACCGGUGCUUCGACGACAUCGAGAAGUUCAUCGCGCGGCUGCAGCACGCGGCGGCCGCGUCGCGCGAGCUGGAGCGGCGGCGGCGCGCGCGCGGCGCCAAGCGCGCCGGCGACGGCAUGCUGGCGCUGCGCACGCGGCCGCCGCCGGAGCGCGACUUCGUCGACGUGCUGCAGAAGUUCAAGCUGUCGUUCAACCUGCUGGCGCGGCUGAGGGCGCACAUCCACGACCCCAACGCGCCGGAGCUGGUGCACUUCCUGUUCACGCCGCUGGCGCUGAUCGUGGACGCGGCGCAGGACGCGGCCGACGGCCGGCUGCCCUCCCGGGUGGUGCAGCCGCUGCUCACCCGCGACGCGCUCAACCUGCUCGCCAACUGCGUCACCAGCAAGGAGACCGAGCUCUGGCACUCGCUCGGCGACGCCUGGCUCGUGCCCAGGGAACAAUGGAAGACAACGAUUCCCCCGUACCAGCCGGUGUUCAUGGACGGCUGGUCUCCGGACUACCAGGUGGACGAGCAGCCGCUGCGAAGGGCCUCGCCGCGGCGCGACUCGUCGCGGGGCGAGCUGCGGGGAGAGCCGCGGGAGGGCGCCGCGGAGAGGGGCGACGGCUACGACUACGAGCGCGACGAACCGGACAUCUACACCGAUCAGUAUGGCUCCUAUCCCAGGAACGGGCGGUCGGGUGCGCGCGAGGACUCCGGCUCCGCGGCCUCCUCGCCCGAGCGGGAGCCGCGCCGCGACGAAGACGAGCUGGGCGAGGCGUGGGCGCGCGGCGUGGCGGCGCGCGGCGGGCGCGUGGUGCGCGUCACGUACCCGCGCACCGCCAACAACGACAAGGAGCUGUCCGUGGUGCGCGGCGAGUUCCUCGAGGUGCUGGACGACUCGCGCAAGUGGUGGAAGGCGCGCAACCGCCGCGGCGUGGCGGCCCACGUGCCGCACACCAUCGUGGCGCCCGCCUUCUCGCCGCCCUCCUCGCCGCACCUCUACCCCAACCCCAUCUACUCGCUCUACCAGGACGGUGGCGGGCGCGGCUCCGGCGGCAGCAGCCCCACCGGCGCUCCGGGUAGGGCGGGGACGGGCGCGAGCGGUGCGGGCGGUGCGGGGGGCGCGGCGGGCGCUGGGGGCGCUGGGGGCGCGGCGGGCCAGGAGCGCGGGGGCGCGGGGGCGCCCGCCGCCGCCGACUGGGUGCGCCGCGAGCGCCUCGGCAAGAAGGGCGAGUUCCGAUACUUC